AUGAAUAUGAACGAACAACAAAGACCAUUUGUGCCGAACGUCACAGGCUAUCCUGUACAAUAUGCUACACAGCCUAUUGCACCGAGAGGUGUUCAGCCAGCUCCGUAUCAGUAUCCUCGAAUGCAGUAUCCGAUUGGGCAAUCGCAGUUAAUGAUGAAUGCACCUACUCAACCUCGUCCAAUUCAUAAUGCUGGUCCGCCAGCAGGAGUGUCUAACCCUGCAACAGUGGUACGAAAACGUGCUAUCCCAGAAGCUGCUGCGAUUAAUUCAAUGAAUCCACAAGUAAAAAAAAAGCGAGCGAUUGACCGAAACAUCCCAGAAAAACUCGAUACACUCGUCCCAGAGUCACGGCUAUAUACAGAACUCCAAGAGUUUGAAAGAAAGUUGGAUUCGACAAUUGUCCGAAAAAAAUUAGAAAUAACAGAAUCCUUAUCGAAGCCAAUGAAGGUUAAGCGUACCCUCCGGGUAUUUAUAUCUAAUACAUCAUGUAAUCAACAACCUGUACAAGAAGCUGAAGGAAAUGAGAUUGAUUAUAAUAGUAACUUCCCGGCCUGGACGUUAAGGAUUGAAGGAAGGUUACUUGACCCUAUAAAUGCGAAAAACACUAGGCCGCCUACUCGAAAAUUUUCUCAUUUUUUUAAGUCCAUAAUCGUUGAGUUAGAUAGAGAUCCAGAAAUGUUUCCUGAAGGCAAUUUAAUUGAAUGGAACAAAUCCCCCGACUUCGAUGAUGUUGACGGAUUUGAGAUAAAACGUAAAGGAGAUGCAAAUCUCAAAGUAAAAAUAUAUCUCAAUCUAGAUCAACAACCACCAAGAUAUAAAUUGUCACCUGAAUUAGAAAGUAUUUUGGAUAUACAAGAGGAAACAAGACAAGGCGUUAUUAUGGCUUUAUGGCAGUAUAUAAAACAUAACAAUUUGCAAGAUAAUGAGGAUAAACGGAUAAUUAACAAUGAUAUGCGAUUAUACGGGAUUUUUAACGCUCCACGGAUCGCUUUUCCACAAAUUCCAGAAUUAAUAAGCAAGCAUUUGGCACCCGUUGAUCCUAUAGUAAUAGAAUAUUCAAUUCGAGUUGAUAAAGAGUUUCAUCAGUCGCGAUAUGCGUAUGACAUUGAAGUUGAACUUGAUGAUCCAAACAAAAUGAGACUUGCUGCGCUUGCGUCAAAUUCAAUUAAUCAAAAAGAGAUACAUAAUUUAGACGACAAGAUCGUUCAAUGUGUACAAAGCAUUAAUAAUUCUAAGACGAAACGUGACUUUUUGCUAAAUUUUGCGAACUCGCCGGUAGACUUUAUUAAUAAAUGGAUUGCUAGUCAAAGCCGCGAUUUAGAGGUCAUUUUGGGUGAAAGUAAAGUUAACCUCGAGGAACAACGAAAAUCUGAAUUUUAUAAGCAAGAUUGGGUCAACGAAGCUGUUUUUCAUUAUACGAAUGCACAGACACAACGUCGAAUGCAAGAAUUGUUAGGUGCAAGUAAUAUGAAUAGAAAUGAUCAAAGGUUCCUAAGCAA
Molecule: messenger RNA, 1499 nt
Organism: Dentiscutata erythropus
Lineage: Eukaryota; Fungi; Glomeromycota; Glomeromycetes; Diversisporales; Gigasporaceae
Source: the annotation of a GenBank genome assembly